AAAAAUUGCUUUAAAUUAGGGUAAAUUACAAUCACAUCCUAAGGUAAAGCUAAAUUAUGAAAUUUUGAAAAAUUGCUUUUAAUAAUUGUGAUCCUUCCCAAUUUCUAGGUAAUCUUGUUAAUUAAAGCAUGCCAAAAGAUAGGAGUUGGGUUUUAUUAGGUGAUCGUCGGUUAGCAGCAUAUCAAAAUGGUUGUGUGGAAUUUAUGGAUUUUGCCUUCGCUAGAUGUGACGUUGAUAAUAAAAUAAGAUGUCCAUGUAGAGACUGUAAGUGUCGUAAAUGGGGGGAUCGUGAAUUCGUUCAUAAACAUUUACUUUGGAGGGGUUGGGAUAAGAUGUAUGGGCAACGCCGAUGGACUCUGCAUGGAGAGUCCGAAGAACAAUACAUUGGCGAUGAAAUGAACAAUACUAAUCAUACAGAAAUACCCGAAGUUGCAAUUUCAAAUGAACCUGUUGAUGUACGUGAUAACAUGGAAGACUUACUGCAUGCGUGUCUUCAUCACGAUCAUCAUCACGAUCAAGAAGAUCUGCACGAAGAACCCAACCCCGAAACUGAUGAUUUUCGUACCCUCAUUGAAGAGUGGUGCAUCCCCGUUUAUGAUGGAUGCCGGGUAUAUACUAAACUUUCUUUUGUCAUGGAGUUCUACAAAAUUAAGUCUCGUGGCAAGAUGAGUGAUAAUACAUUUACUGAAACCCUUCAGUUAAUGAGAAAACUUGAUUUUUUAAAUAUACCCGACUCUUUUUAUGAAGUUAAGAAGCUCAUCGGUAAAUUGGGGUGUGGUUACGUCAAGAUUGAUGCGUGUGAGAAUGACUGCAUGCUGUUUUGGAAGGAUGACUUGAACUUAAAUGCAUGCAAAGUGUGUAAUGCUUCAAGAUGGAAGAAUCCAGUAGAAAACCAACCGAGUUCUUCAACCUCUCAGCGCAAAAGGGUACCGAAAAAAGUUCUGCGACACUUUCCAUUGAUUCCGAGGCUCAAGCGGCUAUUUAUAUGUCAAAAAUCAGCAAUUAACAUGAGAUGGCACGCUGAGUCUCGAUGUAACGAUGGCGUUCUCAGGCACCCUGCUGAUUCUGAUGCUUGGAAAGAGUUUGACAAGAAGCACGAGUCAUUCUCUUUGGACCCUCGAAAUGUAAGGCUUGGCUUGGCUACUGACGGUUUUAAUCCCUUUGGAUCAUUGAGCAGCAAACAUAGCACAUGGCCUGUAAUUCUAAUGGUUUACAACUUACCACCAAAUAUGUGCAUGCAACGCUCUAAUAUGAUGAUGUCAUUGCUUAUUUCUGGUCCUAAAGGCCCGAAAAAUGGCAUUGAUGUUUAUCUACAGCCGUUGAUCGACGAGCUUAAUGAGUUGUGGGGUUCUGGGAUAACAACUUUUGAUGCGUACACCAAGCACAAGAAAGAGGGUCGUGUCGAAGGAUUGUGGAGAGCAUUUAAGGUAACGUGGAAACUUCCUGAAAAUGAGGCUACGAAGAAAUGGUUCAACGAGACGGCCAAUUGUCGUUGGAAAGAUGCAAAAACGUAUUACGGGUGGUUAGAUCACCGCAGAUAA
Messenger RNA from Erythranthe guttata (spotted monkey flower), 1541 nucleotides. The record is from RefSeq and is a predicted model, not a curated record. NCBI's taxonomy places the organism in Eukaryota, Viridiplantae, Streptophyta, Magnoliopsida, Lamiales, Phrymaceae.